AUGAAGUCAUCAGUAGUACAACUUCUUCCACCAAAAUCAACUUCACCAAGAGAUGGGUUAACUGGAGGAAAACCUAGAACUAGCUCUGGUGAUGAAGAAGAAAAAGAUGGAAAUGAGAAAACUGAACAGAUUGAGGGUCCUGGAAAUAUACCACUUCCACCACAACCACAAUUAUCUAGUGAAGGUGCUGAUGCUAUUCCUUUACCACCUAUUGAUGAUGCUGAAGAAUUGAAAAAUAUUCCAAUACCAGCCAAGGUUAUAUUUACAACAGAGAAGGUACCAGUUAGACCAAAGAGUGGAGAAAUAAAGCAGUUGUUGAAAGAAGAUAAUGGAAAAGAAAACGAUGGUGGUCGAGAAUCUGUAUCAUUUAGCUUCAACAAGAAAGCCACCAUGACUGUUGUUCCCACAGCACCAUUAAGUGCAGCAUUCAGUGCUGAAGACCAUUCUAGUGACAAAAAAUUAACUAUUCCCAAUGGACAAUUAACAGAUGAGUCUGCUAAAAAGUUGGAAGAAAAAAGCAUGUUUGACUUUGUGAAAAUAAUGAACAAGGGUGGAACGAAAGAACUAGAUUGGCCAGCUGGUAUGAUUAAACAAACCAUAACUACACCAGUUAUUAAUUAUAGUUGUAAUCCCUUAUCAUUUGAUUUUAGUAUGCUUUUUAGAAUGCCCAGCAAGACUGAAACUAGUGUUAAUGUAGCUAAUGAUGUUCCAAUGCCCAAUGAGAGCAAGACCAAUACAGAAUCAGUUCCUCAGGAUCAUGGAACGAUGGAGAAUGAAAUUGUUCAAGAAGCUGCUAGUGUGAUAGAGGAGCUCAAAGAUGAAAUUGUUCUUCAAGAAACCACAAAGAAAAAGAAACAUAAAAGAAAGAAGUCAACUAGGGUAACAGUUAAUGAAUUAGGAAUAGAGGUUGUCACUAAGCAUAAAAAACACAGAAAGAAAAAGAAAAAGAAGCAUAAACAUUCUUUACCAUUAGCAGAUGGAGAAACAAAAUCAAACAAAAAGAAGAAGAAAAGAUCUUCCUCUAAAACUGAAAAGGAGGAAGGCAAAGAUGUUGAAGCUUCAAAACCAAAGAAACAUAAAAGAAGAAAACACAAAAGGAGACAUAGUCAUGCCAAGAAAGGCGGACAUGCAGAAGUGGGAGAAAUACCAGAUGAAAAAGUUGAAAAGAAAAGACAUAAAAGAAAGCAUGGCACAGAGGAGAAAGGCGAACAUCUCUCUGACAAGGAAGCUGAAGUAAGUCUCUUUAAGAAAAGGAAACGAAAAAGGCAUCAUGGUCCAGCAUCAGGUGGUGAUGUUAAAACCUCAGAAGAUUUUCCUACAGAAAACCCUGAGAAACCAAACAAUUUAACACAAUUCAAACAACAGCCUUUAUCUAAAAGUCCAGCAAAGGCUAAAACUCCAGUUAACAAACAAACCCCACCAGUGGCUAACAGCACCAAAAGUGUAGACAAGACUCCAGAUGGCUCAGUGGCAGUCACAAAGGGUUCUAAUUCUAAAAGAAGUCUUGCUUCUGAGGAAAUGACUCCUAAGACACAGAAGUCUUUGAAUCAAGAUAAGGCAACCCCCAAAGCAGAAGACACUUGGAGUAAGAUGGAAGGAUUGUACGAAUCUAAAAAGGAAGUAGGAAAUAAAGGUAAAUGGGAUACUAGCGACAGUGAGGAUAAUGAUGAGUCAAACAUCAAAGAUUCAGCAAAAGGUGCUAAACAAUCAAGACUGUCUCGAUCAAGAGAAAAAAGAAGAGGCAGAAAGUCACCCUCCAGUGAUUACAGUUACUCUUCAGACACUGAGGAAUAUAGUAGAAGUAGAUCUAGACAUAGAACCAGAUCACGUUCAUAUAGUAGAAGCAGUUCAAGAAGUAGAUCUCGGUCUUACUAUUCUUAUGAUUCUAGAUACAGUAGAUCUUCUUCCAGAUCAAGAUCGCGAUCCGAUUCUAGAUCUCGAUCCAGAAGAAAAAAUGGUCGAAGAUCCUACUCGAGAGGUAGAACUCAUUCCUAUAGUAGUAGAAACUCCAGCUACUCUAGAUCACGGAGUAGAUCUUAUGAACGUUCCAAGAGGUAUUCUAGUUCAAGGUCCAGAAGUAGAUCCACAGAAAAAUUGAAGAAGUUAGCAGAGAAGAGCACAACAAAAGAAACAGAUGUAAAUGAGGGAGAAGAAAAAGAUGAGGGUGUGGAUCCUGGAGAAAUUCCUCUUCCUAUUGGUGUAUCUGAAAAUGGAGAGUCCAAGGAUGAUGAUAAGGAAAUGGAUGAUAUACCAUUACCUCCUACAGCAGAGGAGAAAUCAUCAGAAGAACCACAAAUUCCAAAUGUGACUGGAAGCCUGAAAGCAGUUUUUGCACCUCCACCACCACCACCCCCUCCCAAGAUAGCAACUGAAACAUCUCCUACUACUUCUGAACCACCUCCUAGUCAGUAUGAACAGAAAUAUCCAGAUCAAAGUCCAAGAGGUCCGAGAGGUAUGAUGCGGCCACCAAGAGGUCCGAUGCCGUACAACAGAAUGAUGCCACCACCACACAUGAAUGGUCCACCUCCUCCUUUCCAUGGAGGUAGAAUGCCACCUCCGUUCAUUGGUCCUCGUAUGCCUGAUCAAUCUAAGUCUCCCCCACCUUUACCACCACCCAGGUCACCUUCACCGCAACCACCACCACCACCAAAGAAACCAGAGGUUGAGCCAAUGCAGCCAAUAUUUAUACCACCUGAACAAGCUGAACAGUAUAAGAAACUUCAAAAACAAGCUCAGAAACAUGCAAAGAAAUUACGUCGCCAAGAACAGCAAGAAAGGGGUGAAGAGGUGUCAGAAGAAGAAGAAGAAGAAGAGGAAGAAGACAAGAUGGAAACUGAUGAGAACCAAAUUGAAGCUGAACUGAUAUCACAAAUAGAUGAAGAAUCUGCUUCUUCGCUUUUAGCAUUACCCACUGCACAAAGUCCUAUGCUUCAACAACAAACUAUAUUACUGCCUCAGCAGCUACCAGGACAAUUAUCUUUCUCACCUUCAGGACAAUUGUCUUUAGCUCCAACAGGUCAACUUUCAAUUACUCCAUCUGGUCAACUUAUAGCAGCACAACCACAGAUUCUUCUUCCUAAUUCAUUAGGUGGUGGAUUACCAGUUCAAGCUGGAGCUCCUGUUUACGCCUUACCUCAAACCACCCUAGGAUCCCAUGCUCUUACCAGUCCAGUUUCUUUGUCAUCUCCAGCUUUAGGAGGUCAUCUUCCUAUUCUUUCUCCUUCCUUACAAAAUAUUGGCCUUGCUCAGUCUCAGUUUGGCUUACCAGGAGCUAUGCAUGCAAUACCUGGACUUCAUGGUGGUUUUGCAAUGCCUGGUAUGCACGGCUUACCUGGUAUUCAUGGUCUACCAGGACUACAUGCCAUGCCAGGAUUACAAGGCCUUCAGCCAUUACCUCAAAUGAUAUCAUCCUUACCGUCUCCCCAGGGUCAGGUCAUUCUGAUCCCUCGAUUGCAAAGACCAAUUUGAUCUCUGUCAUGAUAAUAGUGCUUAAGAUUUAUCUUGUGAUUUUGUACAAAGAUUUGUGAUAAUUUAUUUGAUUUUAGUUGAUUAGAGUCAAUACUGAACUCUUUAUGCAAUGUAGAUUUUAAUGUUUGUAGACGUUGACACUUAAUGUUAGGCUGAAUUUAUCAAAACAUUAAAAAAUGGAAAAGUUUUGGUCAUGACUAUAUGUGUUAGUAUGAACUAGAAAAUAACAUAUUACUUAAGUAAUGAAUUCGUAUGAUGAAUGAAUUGCCGUUAUAGGCUAGACCUUUACUGUAUGCUUAUUAGUAUUUCAUUAGAAGACCUUACAGCAUUAAUAUUGCAAACGAUCAACCAAAUUAAGUAAAUGCAAAUAUCAUUGUAUGUCCAUGACAUUUUCAAUGUGUUACAUAGAGAAUAUGUAUAACCUGUGUUAUAUGUACAAUAAUGUAAUUUAGUUAUAUGAUUAUUUAUGACUAAUGAUCUCCAGUGUGUCAAGUGCCUGUGAUUUUGUCAUAUAUAUUGUUUGUUAAAUAAGCAUUAUAUCUGUAUGAAGGCAGAUAUGAAUAAACUAAGCUAUAAUGUUAUUGCAUUGGAAUUAAAAAAAGGAGAAAGCUCGUGAAUGAGUAUGCUCUAGUCAAGUUAAUUUAAGAAAGGCGGUGACUCAAAUAUAUGUACUUAUUUGAGAAAUUAGCUUUGAAGGAUUUACAAAAUUGUUUUUGAUUGAGAAUUUUAAAUCCCUAAAGAAUCUGAAGUUGGAUUUGAAAAGGGAUGCCUACAGCUAAAAUUGAACUUUGUUUAGCAAACUAUAGAAUCCCAUCAAAUAGUUUGUAUAUGAAUGCUUAUCCAAAUUUUAUUUGUCCAUCUAAUAGUGGAUACAUUUUUUGCCUGUCUAAAAGGUUUAACAAAUUUUUCUUGCAAGCUUUAAAUAAUUUGAAAAUUUUGUCUGAUAAUGUAAUGAAAAAUCGAAUAUUCAGCAAUAAUCAAUAAUGGGUUGUAUAGAUAUUUUUGUUUUAAGAAAUAGUUCCAUUAUACUUCAUAUAUUGUACAUUUAUAUUUUGUGUUUUCUAGACAAUUAUCACGUUCUAAUCAUGUGUUUGUUUAUGUUAAAUCAAUAAGCUAAAAUAAUGUUUGCAAAUUGAAACUAUUGUUAGCUUUCUUAUCUUUUCUGUAAUUAAUUUAUUUUGUAAAUAUCUUUGAUUUUAAACCUGACAAAUUAAUGUAAAAAUGAAAUAAUUAAUUUUAUUGUUAAAAAAUUGUUACAUUGUGUUUCAACUGUGGUAUUUUAACCUUCAAUACAUAAUGCCAAUAUUUCAUGCUGAUAAUUUCAUUUUAAGAUUUGCUUUCUGAAACAAAAUGUCUAGCCGUCUGCUGAACUAUUUUGCUUUAUUUUCAAUUGUUAUAUUCAUACUUAAAGACAAGUUUCAUUUCAUAUGAUGGUCACUGAUUUUAUUAAUAGAUUCUUUGAGUUUUCUUAAACUAAAAUUAUUUAUUGAUUAUGUGUCAAUAUAAGGUGAAUUUUUUUAUAAUUUUACUAAGCAAUAAUUUGCAGAGAAAUUCAUCUUAUGUUUUGAUUAAAGCCUUUGAAAAUGAAAUCUGCUAGAUAUUACAUAGUAAAUUAGGCCUGGUUGAGAAACAUUUUAUGUAUGAAAGUUAGUUUUUAAGAAUUUGAAAAGCUUUUUGUACAUGGUUUAUGUGAAGAGAUGUAUUUAUUAUCUUGUUAUUACCACACAAGUCACAGUUGACAAUAAAUCUAUUCUUGAAGAAA
Molecule: messenger RNA, 5230 nt
Organism: Lottia gigantea (owl limpet)
Lineage: Eukaryota; Metazoa; Mollusca; Gastropoda; Lottiidae
Exons: 5
Coding region: 1-3468 (1155 amino acids)
Cellular component (GO): nucleus
Source: RefSeq, a predicted model, not a curated record